AUGAAUCGCUCCAUCAGUACCAAGGAUCGCAACCGCACCAGGAGUCAAUCGACCAAGGAAUCCUCUGCGCCCCGGCGUUCAACGAGUUUGAGCCAUCGGCAGAGCGGCGAUUGGUCUAAAAAAGCCUCCAUUCGACGUCGCUUGCCCGGCUGGCGCUCGUACCAAGGCAAGCAGACACAACGCCUGCAGCAAGCCAUCCAACAGGCCGACCUCUCAGCCAUUGCCCGCGCCAUCCGAGAUGGCGCCGAAAUCAACCAUCGCGAUCAACACCGUGAUUGGAAGACCCCACUCUUGAUGGCCAUCAGCAUCUACGACCCGAGCAAUGACCGCACCCUUGAAGUGAUUGAGAGUCGGCGCUGGUGCCUACGUUCGCUGGCUGCUCUUCCGUUGCACGCACUGACCAUACGCUUGGGGCCCACGACACGUCAGAUUCUGCUUCGGGCCAAGGCCGAUGGUGAUUGCCAGGACGUUAUGGGCAACUCGGCUCUGCAUACAGCUGCCCACUUUGGUCAUGUCGACGUGGUCCACCUUCUCUUGCAGUACCAGGUCGAUUGUCAUCGCCUGAACAACCAAGCUGAGAAUGCCCUCUUCACAGCCGUUCGCCAAAAUCAAGCCGCCUGCGUGCGCCUCUUUGUCAAGCGCCUUCCGCAAAUGCUGCCCGAGGUGCCACAGGAACAGCGGCUGCUUGGCCUCUGUCUGCAGUCUUGUCAAUAUGACACGCUCGAAGAUAUCUUGCGCGCUUACAAACUAGCCGCCCCAAAUGACAUGGAUCACAUUCUCAAUGCGCUCCAAAGAAAGCAGCCAGACAACACCCGCCUCGCUCACCUCAUUAACAGCAUGCGCAAUCAGCAGCCAUCAGACAUGGCUGCCACCAACAACAACCAUCAACACCUCAAUACCUCGACCGACCUAGACCAGUUGGGGCCAUUGCAGCCCUCCAAGCCAUCGCGGCCCCCAGCAGAAGACCGUCGCCGUCGGUCCUCCCUCCUCGCGGCACAGUGGCUCGUUCCCACUGCCCUCACCGUGCGGCGUGGAGCUGAUGGUCUCUUGGGCUUUAGCGUAGUCGGGGGCAUUGAGCAGGAUGCCCUCCCCGCCAUUGCUCUCAGCGAUGCGCACAGCCCCCACUACGAAGGCCAGGGCUACCAAUUGCGGGAGGGUGACGAACUGCUCGCCGUGGAUGGUCAUCCCGUAGCUGGCCUCUCUCACGCCGGCGUGGUUGACCUCUUUCGUCAAUGCGAGUCCCGCGUUUCUCUCCUCAUCCUACCGCUCGAGGCAGAUGAGCAGGACUACAACACCGGCAACACGGGUGCGCAACAAGGCAUGCGUGAACGAUCCGGGACACAAGCCAGCCUGCGCAGUGUGACUCAGCAGCAGCCUCUGCUCUUUUACGAUGCUAGCGUGCCCCUGACCACGCGCACACCAGAAGCGGGUGAGGUUCAGGGCCAAACCUAUCACUUUGUUUCGCCGCAACUCUUCCACUUCUUCCUCGCCAAUAAGCACCUGGCCGAGUGGGGCCAGUAUUUAGAUCAUUACUACGGCUCGCUCAAGCGAUCCAUCGAGGUCCGCCCACAACACAAAUCGCGUCAAGCUGCCACGUCUGCCAUCAAGAUUUGCCACCUCACUCGCAACGCCGAGAACGUCUUUGGCUUUGGCAUCCACGGUGGGACCGAUCAUCGCAACCUGCCCUUCAUCGCCCACAUUGCCGAUGUUGCCUACGCGCCGUCUUCGCCCAACCGCAUUGCCCACGGCGACGCGAUUCUGCGUAUUAACGAUGAAAGUACCCUCACGUGGUCCUCCGAGCAGUGUGUGCAAGCCAUCACCAGCUCCCUCAACGUCCUCACCCUCGUGUGUAUGACCCGCACCGCCAAUACCGAGGCGUUUGCCCUGCCCUCGCCGCCCCCCGAGGACGUGCCCACCAAUGUCCGCACCAUAUCGCCGUCCAAGGUGGUGAGCGCCAACAGCACCCCGCGCAACCAGUCGCCUGCCGUGCCGGUGCUCCUUGAUGCCCAGGCAGAUCAAGCGCGUGCCUCCCCAGGACCUCGUGCACACCGUCCCAGCGGGGGUGGCUCAAGCCGACGCCGCUCGGGUAUGGCCUCGUCUGAAGCCACACCUGCUUCUGCUUCCGAUGGAUAUGAACCGGUGCGCCUGACUCGAAAGAUUCUGGAACAGCGCAAUCUUUCAUACCUCAUUGCCGCCAAUGAGGCCCUUGGUGACGGCUCGGUCCGCACGGAGAGUGAUAUUGCUGCAUGGACGCGCCGCGUUCUGGAGAGUAAUCAGCAGAUGGAUCAGGUCAUGAACAAAACGGAAGACAAGGUCCCACAUGAGACUCGGGAGCGAGCUUCAGACCAACACAGGCCAAAGCGGACUGCCAGUGGUCGUAAGCGAUCCUCCGAUGCGGCCGUAGCACCCGCGCAGCCUGCGAGCGCUGCUCAGCCAUUGCAGGACGAUGGCAACAAUGAUGCCGAGGCCACCGCCUCUCUCCCUCCCGCUGCAACUGUCCUUCGCAUGCUUGGUGAUCAGGGUGAAACCGACACCGACCAAGCGGAGAACGCUGGUUCCAACUCCGCUGCCACCCCUCGCGCUGUGGUCGAGCUCCAGCAGCAUGGUGCACGCAACCCUCAGCGCAGCCAAGCCUCCUUCGAUGAACAGUCGAACGACGUCUUCCGCCAGCGCUCCAGCACUGUUACCUCCACCCGCGCUCGUGUUGGUAGUGUCAACCAUCACCAGCAGCACCGCUUGGCGAGUCUCGGUAGUCGUGCUGCCAGUCUUGAUCCGAACGUGGACCCCUCGCCCGUGCCAGAAGACUCGCCCGAGCCCUCCGUUGUGCUGGUCCAGGACCGUCGCUCCUCGGCCAGCACCCUCUCCGAAACGCAGCGUCAGCAGCAGCAAAAACAGCUGUCAAGUGAAGAGCAGGCUCAAGAGGCGCAGUCGUGCGGUGAACAACACAUCAACGUGCAGCGUGCAUCCAAGUCGUCCACCGGCUCCACAUCAGCAAAUGCUUGUGAUCCCAAACCCGAGGCUACGCAACUGCCCCAAGCGCCAUACAAUGAGCCGAUUCCGGCGCCCGUGACCGUAGCUGUGGUGGUCGAACCCAUCACCACCACCCUGUCGCUGGCUCAGGCCACGGCCCAGCCACUAAACGAGUCGCCGGCACGCCUGCUGCCUCGCCAUGCAGGUGAAGACAUUGCAAUCAAGACCGAGGCGGUGUUUGAAAGUCCAUCGCAGGUGAUCAAGCCGGUUGAAGACAACUCAGCGGUGGACGAGGCAGCACUGGAGGACAUGAAGAUGAUGCAACACAUCGGCCGCGCUGGUUCUGCCGCGUCCCUGAAGCGGCAACAACAUGAAUUGGAGGCUGCUGCAGAGUCGGAUGGCAGCCCCACAAAGUCCUCGGCUGGCGAGCCGGACGCUAGCGCGUCCGCGGCGUCCUCUGCCAGCGGCGCACUGGAAUCAAGCCCGGCCGCAGCGGCCGUGGCUGGAGCUACUGGCCUCAAGCGAGGUGCAGAGUGGUUGGCCGCAACCACCGACUCGGAAGACGGCAGCGAUACUGGCUCUGACGCCGAUGAUGGAUACAUGCAGAUCACGCACGGCAACGAGAAGGUUGAUGCAAUCUUGCAGCACCUUCAGAGCAAGCUAGAUGCAGAGGGCGGCCUGCAGACUGAGUUUUCGCGACUUCAGAGCGUGGGCUUGCGUCACAAGUCCUGCGCUACCCAGGCCAAUCGGGACAAGAACCGCUACCGCAAUAUCACGGCCUAUGACCAUUCGCGCGUAGUUUUGCAGGUUAACCCGGAGGAGGGUGGUUGUGACUAUUACAACGCCAACUACAUUGCGGGUGCCCGCAGCCCCUCGGAUUACAUCGCCUGUCAGGGACCCACCAAUUCCUCCGUGGACGACUUCUGGCGCAUGGUAUGGCAACAAAAGACGCAAUGCAUCGUCAUGGUGACCAACUUGGAGGAACAGGGCCGUAUGAAGUGCCUCAAAUAUUGGCCUGACCUGGCCCCGGGAGUCUCAGCCGACGACCUGCGCGCCGAUGAGCUGCCCAAGCUGCAGCUUGGCCCGUAUGUGGUGUUUUUCAAAGAACGCCACGAGCACAAGCUCUGGACACAGCGCGUCUUUGAGCUGGAGCAUGAAGGCGAAGGGCGUAUGACCGUGACCCAGUUUCAUAUGACCGCUUGGCCUGACCAUGGUGUGCCAUCGGAACCGUCGGAUCUGCUCUACUUCCGCCAGGCCAUCCGUGCAGCUUUUCCCAACCCCACCUCUCCCAUGCUCGUGCAUUGUUCAGCCGGCGUUGGCCGUUCGGGUACCUUUAUUGCCAUUGAUCACAUGCUUCAACUUAUUUUGGACGAGGCACGGGCGGCCUCCGACGUCCCGGACGUGCGCGACGUAGUGCAUGGCAUGCGAGAUCGCCGGAAUUUCAUGGUCCAAACCGAGGAGCAGUACAUUUUCAUUUAUUUUGCCCUCGAAAUGGCACUCACAGCCAUGCAAGCGACGGACAAGGCAGACUUGAAGAUGGCGUUGGAUGAGUUCCAUCAGCACACAGCUGCCUAA
Messenger RNA from Monosiga brevicollis MX1, 4545 nucleotides. RefSeq lists its product as uncharacterized. Gene Ontology annotation, biological process: protein dephosphorylation. The coding region runs from base 1 to 4545 and encodes 1514 amino acids. NCBI's taxonomy places the organism in Eukaryota, Choanoflagellata, Craspedida, Salpingoecidae. Gene Ontology annotation, molecular function: protein tyrosine phosphatase activity; protein binding. The transcript has 5 exons. The record is from RefSeq and is a predicted model, not a curated record.